AUGACAGUUGAAUUUACAGUAUCAAGAUUCUUGAUUGUUGAAAAUCGUCCUAUGGAGUGUGUUGAAAUUUCCACUUCCAAGACAAGUAAGCAUGGUCAUGCUAAAUUCCACUUUAUGGUGAUUGACAUCUUCACUAGAAAGAAGGUUGAUGAUACUGUUCCCUCUUCUCACAAUUGUGAUGUUCCUUAUGUGAAUAGAACUUACUAUCAGCUUAAUGAUAUAUCUGAGGAUGGGUUUGUGAGUCUGUUGACUGAAAAUGGUAACACUAAGGACGACUUGAUGCUCCCAACUAAUGAUACUCUUCUGGCUCAGGUAAGUCAAAGAUUGUUUUUUGAGGGGAAGGACCUGGUUCUAUCUGUGAUGUCUGCCAUAGGGGAGGAGCAGAUCUAUGGUAUCAAGGAUAUUGGUCCCAAGUAGCUGAAGGUGGUAGUGGUGUUAUGUUAUAGAGUUCCAAAAAAAUGAUGUAG
Messenger RNA from Capsicum annuum, 467 nucleotides. RefSeq names its product eukaryotic translation initiation factor 5A-5-like. The record is from RefSeq and is a predicted model, not a curated record. The transcript has 6 exons. Gene Ontology annotation, molecular function: ribosome binding; translation elongation factor activity; RNA binding. The coding region runs from base 1 to 417 and encodes 138 amino acids. Gene Ontology annotation, biological process: positive regulation of translational elongation; positive regulation of translational termination. Lineage: Eukaryota; Viridiplantae; Streptophyta; Magnoliopsida; Solanales; Solanaceae.